Messenger RNA from Saccostrea cuccullata (small rock oyster), 787 nucleotides. Its product is annotated as DDB1- and CUL4-associated factor 13-like. The transcript has 6 exons. Lineage: Eukaryota; Metazoa; Mollusca; Bivalvia; Ostreida; Ostreidae. Gene Ontology annotation, molecular function: protein binding. The record is from RefSeq and is a predicted model, not a curated record. Gene Ontology annotation, biological process: maturation of SSU-rRNA from tricistronic rRNA transcript (SSU-rRNA, 5.8S rRNA, LSU-rRNA). The coding region runs from base 1 to 534 and encodes 177 amino acids. Gene Ontology annotation, cellular component: small-subunit processome; nucleolus.
AUGAUUUUGUACACCCCUAUUAUGAUGCUCAUGGACCAUGUAGCUGCUGUGAUGGAUGUAGAUUAUUCUCCUACUGGAAAAGAGUUAGUGUCAGCUGGAUAUGACAAAUGUCUGAGAAUCUUCAAUGUUGAUGCAACUCGUAGCAGAGAGGUUUACCACACAAAGAGAAUGCAGAGGGUUAGAGUGGUGAAGUGGUCUUUGGACAAUAAAUACAUCAUCUCAGGAUCUGAUGAAAUGAACAUCCGAUUGUGGAAGGCAAAGGCCUCCGAAAAACUCGGAAUGCUGACAACAAGAGAGAAGGCCUCCAUCAAUUAUAACGAGAAGAUAAAGGAGAAGUUCAUGCAUCACCCCCAGAUCAGGAGGAUAGCUCGACACCGACACGUACCCAGACAGAUAUACAGUCUGUCUAAAGAAAUGAGGAUCAUGAAGGAGUCACGCAAACGAAAGGAAUCAAACAGAAGAAGGCACAGCAAACCUGGGGCAGUUCCAUUUGUUCCAGAGAGAAAGAAGGCCAUAGUGAAAGAAGUGGAAUGAGACAGAAUAUGCCUUUUAAUCAUGGAUUGUUAUUUAAUGUUUGUACAAAGCAAAAGAGGGAAUGUAUUCUUUCAAGUUAUAAAGCUAUAGCAAUUUUUUCAAAUUUUAAAAUAAUUUUAACAACAACAACAACAAAAUCUGUAAAUAAGGUCGCAGAAUUUGGAUUUGGUCUGCAUACAUGAAAGUCUUGUAAAAGUUAAGUUGAGUUACCCUCUGGAUUUUACUUAUUCAUACAUUGUUUGGAUAUCAGAUU